Messenger RNA from Bursaphelenchus okinawaensis, 2110 nucleotides. The record is from the annotation of a GenBank genome assembly. Lineage: Eukaryota; Metazoa; Nematoda; Chromadorea; Rhabditida; Aphelenchoididae.
AUGAGCAAUGUAAGAUGUCAAAGAGCAUAAAAGUCCAGUAUACACACUAUGGUUACCGCCAUCAGCUAUUAACAUCCACCUAUUAUAUUCAUCUUAGGUAGGUGAAUAUAAUAUAUUGCGAUAGCUACAAAGUAAAGAGCAAGGCCAUACAAUUUCAUUUCAAAAGAUUAGUUUAAGCACAGAUUAGGGACAUUACACUAAAGCGUACUUUGCUCAUGAGUAAGUUUAACGACCAAAGUUGUUACAGUAAACCGAUUAUCUUUAUUUUAAAAGGUUUUAGGUAACAGUCUGGUAACAAACCUGCGUAAAAGUUCUCCAGACCAAAAAAAUUGUAACAGUUAAAGGGACAAGCUGUAAAGAAAGAAAAAUUGAUGUAAAAAGUAGUUUAAUAAGCAGUUUUUUAAAAUAUUUUGUUAAGUAUGCUAUGAGAAACACUGAAUUCCAAUCUAAAAAAUCUUCUCUAACUUUUGAAAUGUACUUUGUACUUUUAUAAUCGAUCAUAAAAUCUAAGUUUCAAAAGCUCGUACCUUUAAAUUAAUAAAUAAAACCAUGAAAAAUUAUAUUAUCCUUGCCAAACAAGCGCAAAGCUCUUCAAAUUUUUAAAAGUUAGCCAAAGGUUCAACAAAAACAAACAACAUAUUAAUUUUAGAACACUUUGAAGAUUCUAUACUUUAAAUUUAAAUAUCAUUCAAGCCUUUUCAAUACCAGAAAAUUCAAAUUUCUAAAAAAAAAUUCCCAGAAAAUAUAAAAAAGCCGAAAAAUUAUUAAUUUUGUAGCGAACUGCGCCCUUCUCUGCUGCUGCCAUUGCAAUGCAGUCUUUUUUUUCGUCUGCAAAUUAUGCAAAAUAAAAAGUAACAGUUAAUUGAACUUUUAUAAGUGCACAGGCUUCCAUUUAAAAAUUAUAAUUCACCGUGGCGAAUGCUAUAAUAUUCAAUUAAAAUAAUAUUGUUUUAUGCGUUUGAAAUGGCUCAAACUUGUAUAUAAACCUGCAAAUGGAGCUUAAAAUAGUAUAAUUGACAACAUGAAGGUUCUGGUGCUAAUUUUUUGAGUUGCAAGAUGUUUUGGUAGGAGUAGAAAUGGGGUAUGUGUUCAACGUAUUAGUUUUAUGUUCAUUACUGUAGCUGUAGCAGAUAUGUUUUAAUACUGAUAAGUAUCAUGAAUUUCUUUAAACUAUUUGUUAACAUACAUAUUUUUUAAAUAUUCAAGCCUCCGGUGGUACAUGGCAUCCCCGAGAGCUCAAAUGUCCAGUACGAUAACAACAACAACCCCAUCGUCUACAGUCGUAACCCAAACAGCAACAACGUCAACAACCCCGUCGUGUACAGUUCUAAUCCCAACAACAACAAUAAUGUCAACAACCCAAUCGUCUACAGCAAUAACCCCAACACUAACAAUGACAACCCAGUUGUCUAUAACCACAACCCCAACAACAACGUCAACAACCCUAUCGUGUAUAGCACUAACCCUAACGCCAAUGUCAACAAACCCAUCGUGUACAGUUCGAACCCAAACAACAACAACAAUGGCAACAGUCGUACCACCAGCAGUCUUAACAGCAAUGACGUUCAGUUACUGGCUGCUCUUGCCUUUGGCGAUUUGGGAACUCUUCAGAAGCGAAUUUGUUCUACCAUAUCAUCGACUACUUGAACAUAACUGGAGAAACAUACAUCAGUAAUAUCGUUGACGUCACACAAAGACAUCAGAGGGCACCUUCACUUCAGGAUAUCGUCAAGAGAUUCAACGAUGUCUUCUACAAGACGCUACAGUUCGUUCCAAAGAUGGUAGGUUGUUUACUUUGAUUCAGAAUCCUUAUUCUCCAUUUUCCACAUACUUUUUGACCACGAUAUUAUUGUAGAACGACAGAAAGAAGAAGAUUAACGCUUUCGGAGGUUUGGUCGAGCUAGCCCGUGUAGCUGACACAGUAUACUACGACGUGUACGAUCGUAAGUUCCAAGACAUGAUCGACCGAUUGUUUCAAAUCAGAAGCGCCGUUCGCAGUGUAGCCUCGUGCAAAGAAGUUGACUACCUAGAUGAUUACGCUCUCAAACUACUUCAGAUCAGAACUGAAGUACGAAGUUCGACAGGCACUGCCAACUCCAUGGUAUCUUAA